Messenger RNA from Lepidothrix coronata (blue-crowned manakin), 533 nucleotides. RefSeq names its product Yip1 interacting factor homolog B, membrane trafficking protein (gene YIF1B). Gene Ontology annotation, cellular component: endoplasmic reticulum membrane; endoplasmic reticulum-Golgi intermediate compartment; COPII-coated ER to Golgi transport vesicle. Lineage: Eukaryota; Metazoa; Chordata; Aves; Passeriformes; Pipridae. The record is from RefSeq and is a predicted model, not a curated record. The transcript is spliced from 5 exons. The coding region runs from base 26 to 487 and encodes 153 amino acids. Gene Ontology annotation, biological process: endoplasmic reticulum to Golgi vesicle-mediated transport.
CCAAAUUAACCCCCUCCCCACAGCCAUGGCCUUCCUCACCUACAUCCUGCUGGCCGGGCUGGCCCUGGGCACCCAGAACAGGUUCUCCCCAGACAGCCUGGGGCUGGUGGCCAGCUCGGCGCUGGCCUGGCUGGUGCUGGAGGUGCUGAGCGUCCUCCUGAGCCUCUACCUGGUCACUGUGAGCACAGACCUGACCCCCAUCGACCUCCUGGCCUUUGCUGGCUACAAAUACGUGGGGAUGAUCGUGGGGCUCGUGGCCGGGUUGCUGCUGGGCCGGCCCGGUUACUACGCGGUGCUGAGCUGGUGCUGCCUCAGCAUCUUCGUGUUCAUGAUCCGGACGCUGCGGUUGAAGCUGCUCUCGGAGGCGGCGGCCGAGGGGGUUUUGGUCCGGGGGGCCAAGAACCAGCUGAGGAUGUACCUGACCAUGGCCAUCGCCGCUGCCCAGCCCCUCUUCAUGUACUGGCUCACCUACCACCUGCUCAGGUGAGGGGGGGAGACCCCCUGGAGCCCCCCAAAAUUCCCCAAAUCCGGAG